Molecule: messenger RNA, 4954 nt
Organism: Solanum tuberosum (potato)
Lineage: Eukaryota; Viridiplantae; Streptophyta; Magnoliopsida; Solanales; Solanaceae
Product: zinc finger protein 3-like
Exons: 1
Coding region: 4016-4906 (296 amino acids)
Biological process (GO): negative regulation of abscisic acid-activated signaling pathway
Source: RefSeq, a predicted model, not a curated record
GUUCAGGUAUUUGAUUAAUUCUUGCUGCUGCUAGUCUCUGUUUAAGUUCAGAAUAUAAAGCUUCAUUCUCCUGUCUGAGCCGUUGAGCAGUCUUCCUUAGCCUGUCAUUCUCCUGCAUAAUCUGAAUAUUCCGCCAGUACAAGUCUAAAUUCUGUUUCUCCAUAACUUGCUUGAGUUGGCCUGAAACUGGAGAAACCAUUAAAAAUUAUGAACAGUUCUGCAAGAUAUAUUUUGAAAACAUAGCCUAACAGAUUAUGCAAAAAGAGAAGAUGAUGUCAUAGUAAAUUUUUCUUAUCUACAUAUGCAUGACAUACGUUUAUACACAGUAUAUUGACCAAAAUAUUGCAGAAAAAUGAUAAAAAGUUCCAUAGUGAUUUAUUUCUAUGGGAAAAAUAAGAUGGAAUAGUAAAUGUAAAACAAUGAGAAAUUGGAUUUGAAUCUAGCCCUGCUUUGUCUCAUGAAAUUUGAGUCAUAGAAGGCAAGAGUCAGCAGAUAUUUUAGAGGGUACUCUCGGUACACUUAGUAAGUAACUAGCUUCAAAGAGGGGAAGCAAUUUUGAGACCAAUGGAAAGAAGGAAAACUAGUUUUGCAACAACACUUGAAAGUUCUUUGUGUAAGGACACUUACUUACGAAUAGAGAACAGGCUCCGAACCUUAAGAUUCUGAAGCUAUUAGAGGGCAACUGGUUUUGGUUGGAGUCUCUUUGAUAUUCGUGCUUAUUUAUACUACUAUUUUAUUACUUUUACGGAUGGACAAAGAAAUACUAGAAGCAGCACACGAGAAAGGCACUUGUAGUUCAAGAAAGGCUCCCGAAACCAAUUCGCAAAGCCCCCUUUAUUCCUCCUUUAUUCUCACAUAAAAAACACGUCACAUUUUUAGUCAAGAAGACGCUUCAUCGAUGAUUCUGUUAGAAGGAAAGAAAAUUGUUGCUCAAAGUGGUUUUUGCAUGUGGAUUUUGCUUGUUUAGUUAUGUAAAAUUAGUUAUAAAGCAGUAUAAAGGAUGAUAUUCCUGAAGAAGCAAAUGCUUGAGCAAAGGGAGAAAUAGCAUGGGAGACAGCGAGAACUAGGGGGGGUUGGGGUGAAUUGUGAGAUUUUGAUAUUCAUGAGAGGAACCUGAAUGUAAGUAGCAAAAUAAUAAGCAUUCAGUGAAUUUAACAGAAUCAACUCAUACUUUUUAAAGCUGAUUUGCCUAAGCCAUGAGUAGAUCACAAUAAUUACAAGGAGUAGAAUUUUGUUACUGUUAAUCUGGCUAGGCUGUGUUGUUUUUGGCAAUUACAAUACAAGAGAAUCCCUCCUUUUUUGGAACAUAACUGAUUAAUUCAUUACACCUAUUAGAGAAAAUAAUGAAGUGGUUAACAUAUAUGGUGUAUGGUAAACUCUAUUGAAAGUGAAUAAAAAUUAAAGAAAUUGAAAGAAAAUCUUGAGUAGUUAGUAAGUAUGGAUUCAAGUAUUAUUUUUGUUUUGGAGAGUUACUUGAAUUCAUUAUGUAUUACUUUCUUUGUUUUUAAUUUGGAGAAUAUUUGAAAAACAAUGUUGGAACCUAAUGUUUUGUGAAUUUUAUCUCAUUGUGACCUCUGGUCACGGGUUCAAGCCGUGGAAACAACCUCUUGCAGAAAUGUGGGGUAAGGUUGCGUACAAUAAACCCUUGUGGUUCAACCUUUUCCCGUACCCCGCGCAUAGCGGGGGCUUUAGUGUACGGGGCUGCCCUUUAGAUUUAUCUCAUUGUGAUAACAGAAAUGUCUAGACUUUCAAAUUUUUCUUUGGUUUAAUCAUAUGGUAUUUGAAAUUUGUUGGUCUGAUUUAUUUUGUAUACGUGUUGGGUAAGCUAAUUAAGGGAGGUAAAAUGCUCUCUGUUAAGAAGUUCUUCAUUCCUAGGGUCCGAACUCGAAACCUCUCGUUAAGGGAAGUUUUCAUUACUGGUGACAAUUGGCUCCUUCAGUACAGUACAAAUAUAAAAGUGGAGAAGUCGAGAAAAUAUGUGUAAAUAUUCACAUUAUAAAAGGGAAUUUCAUCAUUAUAAUUUAUAUUGCUAAUUAUGUUUCGACUCAUAUAAGUUGUUGUCGGUUGUUAUUGUUGUUUUACUCGUUAUAGGGAACGGAUUUCAAGGGCAACAAAGGCCCUUAGAUAGGACUUUAUCUAUGGCUAGAAGAGAUUUUCUUUCUAUUAUUGUUUUACUCAUUAUAGAGAGCAAAAUUCAAGGGAAACAAAGGCCAUUAGAUAGGACUUCAUCUAUGGCUAGAAGAGAUUUUCUUUCUAUUAUUGUUUUACUCGUUAUAGAGAGCGGAAUUCAAGGGAAACAAAGGCCCUUGGAUAGGACUCCAUCUAUGGCUAGAAGUGAUUUUCUUUCUAUCAUUGUUUUACUCGUUAUUGAGAGCGGAAUUCAAGGGAAACAAAGGCCCUUAGAUAGGACUUCAUCUAUGGCUAGAAGAGAUUUUUUUUCUAUUGUUGUUUUACUCAUUAUAGAGAGAGGAGUUCAAGGGAAACAAAGGCCAUUAGAUAGGACUUCAUCUAUGGUUAGAAGAUAUUUUCUUUCUAUUAUUGUUUUACUCGUUAUAGAGAGCGGAAUUCAAGGGAAACAAAGGCCCUUAGAUAGGACAUCAUCUAUGGCUUGAAGAGAUUUUCUUUCUAUUAUUGUUUUACUCGUUAUAGAGAGCGGAAUUCAAGGGAAACAAAGUCCCUUUGAUAGGACUUCAUCUAUGGCUAGAAGUGAUUUUCUUUCUAUCAUUGUUUUACUCAUUAUUGAGAGCGGAAUUCAAGGGAAACAAAGGCCCUUAGAUAGGACUUCAUCUAUGGCUAGAAGAGAUUUUCUUUCUAUUGUUGUUUUACUCGUUAUAGAGAGCGGAAUUCAAGAGAAACAAAGGCCCUUAGAUAGGACUUUAUCUAUGGGAAGUGAUUUUCUUUCUAUCAUUGUUUUACUCGUUAUUGAGAACAAAAUCCGAGGGAAACAAAGGUCCUUAGAUAGGACUUCAUCUAUGGCUAGAAGAGAUUUCCUUUCUAUUGUUGUUUUACUCAUUAUAGAGAACGGAAUUCAAAGGAAACAAAGGCCCUUAGAUAGUCAUAGGAGUUUCAUCUAUGGCUAGAAGAGAUUUUCUUUCUAAUGGAACUCAUCACUAAAGUUGUUAACUAAUUCAAAAUAUCGAGUGCUCAUAGAAUCACCCUGAACUAUCAUGAACUCAUAUUAAAAAAAUACUCAAGAGAAGAAUAUAACAUGAUAUGUGAACAUUACACUCCACAUAUGGACUAAAUUUCAAUCCAUGCAUGAUCUAUUCUAUUUAAUACCACCUACCAAACGGGCCCUUAAACUAUUGGAUGUUCAUAGAAACUCCCCCUUUCCUCACCCCCAAACUACCAUGAACUCAUUAUGUCAGGUGGCAUACAGCCAAGUUUGGUUCAAUUUUUAAAAAAUUAGUUGUACUAAUAUUUCAAGCCAUAAUGAUCACCUUAAAACGGAAAUGUAAUUAGUCAAUGUUUAACCAAUUAAAAGUUAAACUUGUAAUAAAUUCAAUAUGUAAUUAUAUACAGCUAGAAUUAAUUAAAAUGCAAGAUAUAGAGUAUCAAAUCUGGAUAGAGAUACCUUUUAGAGAAAAACAGUAACGGAUCACUACAUUAUCACUAAACUUAAUUUUGUUAAUAAAUUUAUUUAUAUCCAUAUAAGAUGGCUCAUUUUAAACUCGAAAUAGAACUCAAUAAACGUGUGAUAAUAAGACAGUUAAUCUACAUCUUACCAUUUUGCAUAAUAAUUAUUAAUAGAGGCAUUUAGUUAAAGCAAAGAUAUGAUAAGCUUGAAAUAUAUUGAUGUAAUUACUAUUUCUAGCAAGUUGAUAUGAUCUUCUAGUAGAACUAUGAGUUGGUUGUUUGAAUUUGUAAAUUUUAAUGCCAUGGAAUCAUUAAUUUUCCAUAUUUGGAGGAUUUUGUAUUUAUAACAUUGUCUAUUUAAAAGAUAAUAUUCUCUUCAUUCUUUCAUCAAGUUAAUUUCAUUUCAAGAACAUAAACAUUAGUAUAGAGAGACUUUGCGAUGAAAAAGCCAUUUUCUUUUGAGGCUUCUAGCAUAUCGGCAACUUCAGAAGAAUCUCAUGAAGUUGUCACAAACGCUAAGAAAACAAAAGAAGAAGUUGUGGAAGGCUCGCAAUUGAAGCCAUAUGAUGUAUCAUCUGUUGGUGUACGUCUUGAUCUCAAAGAUCAUGAUAGUUACAACAACAACAUAAAUACUAAUUGUUCAAAUCAUGAACUCAAUCUUUUUAGUUCUACUCCGGCUCAUGCUAGUGAGUCUUCCAACGAGGCAAAGCCCAAGCAGAGGCGUUCCUCGGAUGCUAGGACUUUCUCUUGUAACUUUUGUAAGAGAGAAUUCUCCACUUCCCAAGCCUUAGGGGGACACCAAAAUGCUCAUAAACAAGAGAGGGCAUUGGCUAAAAGGAGAAACGGUCUUGUUGAUGUUGUUUCACCUUUUGUCCCUCACAAUUAUCAUCCUUACUACAAUCCCUAUUCAAAUUUACACUCACGCAUACCAUUUCACAGUUCUUUUGCUUCUCGAUCAUCGCUUGGUGUUCAAGGAGAUUCUCCUGCUAUUCUUAAGCCUACUUCCUAUAAGAAAUGGCCAUUUUUUUCCAGCUACAAUUUUCCAUUUAACCCUGAGAAGUGGUCAUCGUCAACAUCAAGCUCAUCAUUUUUUAGGACAGAAAAUCUCCAAGAAAAUUAUAACAUGGGUAAGAUUGGAACAGGAAGUGCUUCUUUGGAGAAUUCCCCUUAUUUUGAGAACAAAAAAAGUGGAAAGGGUUUCAAUUUAGUGAAUUCACCUAUCGAUGUUGAUAAUCUUGAUGGAAAAAAUUAUACGAAAUUGAAAUUAGGAGAGGAGGAAGAAGAAAAGAAUAAUGAAGAAGAAGAGCUUGAUUUGAAUCUAAAGCUUUAAUUUACUUAUUGCUUUAACUUAUUUUGUUAUUUCAUGAAGGUUUAAUUU